CGUAGAAGUUGAUGAUAUUCAGCGGUACGAGGCAUGGUUCAAUAAACAAUACUGUGCUUUGUAGCCUCUUUCGGUAGCCAUCAAGGAUAAUCAAAAAGCUUUCGAUUGUUGUAUGGUUUAGUUCGAAGUGAGGAGCGGCAAUGGUUUUAACAGACAUCAAAAAUCAUGUUCCUCGGACGAGAGACUGUUCGACUACAACCACUGCAAAGAGACGACAAGAUACCGAGAGAGUCAAUUGGAAAAACAAUGAUGAGUCGAAAAAUCUUUUGAUAUCGCGCAAGCAAGACGACUACACGACCGAGAGCCUUUUGGGAUCAUCCAUUAUGCAACACAUACUCCCAUCGCCGAGACGUUUCUCGGUCUGUCGCGACUCUUCGACACUCGACGGGAAAGAUCGAAUUGAGCAAUCUCGAAGUCCCGAUGAGGAUUCGAGUCUUGAGAAGGGACCGUGGGGGGAGAAGAAAGUUGUUCGGGGAAGGCCUUCUUCACAUCUAUCUCUCGAGACUCAAACAGGGAUAGUUGAAGCCCAGCUAGAUCGGAUAGAAUGCAUACGGAACGAAAUAAGAGGUAGGCUAACCGAAUCUCGUGACUCCAAGGCCAAAUCUGUUUUGAAUGGGGAAGAAUUUUUGUCGGCGGGUACCAACCAAACCUGGUGCCACCCGACCAAUCGAGAAAGCAGGGAGCUAAAAUCAUACAUAGCAGAUGUUUUUUCAUCCCAGAGGGCUGGGCAAGAUCAAUGCAAUGCUCGUUUGUUUCACCGCGAAAAAUUCGAAUCGCUGAGAAAAGAGUUUUCGCAAUUCAUCAGAGAAAUUGCUGUGAAAAAUGAUGUCCCUGAGUCUUUAUAUCUGGAUACGAAGAAUAAAGUGACAUUUGUGGUUCGAAGUAGACCUCUCUCAGAACACGAAAUCACAAGGGGUGACUUUUGUGUCGUUGAUAUACCCCGGGAAUCUUCGAACACCCUGGCUCUAUACGAGACCAGUGUAUUGCCAGACAGAAAGACUGUGGAUUGCAAAAUUCAUGUAUUCAAAUUUGAUGCGGUUCUUUCCGAGAGAGCUUCUGCAGAGGAUUUUUACAAUCGAACGAUGCGGAUGAACGUCACGCACGCAAUUAAUGGUGGUUUAGGGACGAUAAUUAUAUUUGGGCCAGAUGAAUACGGAAAGUUGCGCACAAUUUUAGACGUGGAAGAGAGAGCCGCAGGCGAUCUGUUUUCUGACCCAGUGACAUCAACCCGCUCUAUUUCUAUCAAAUUUAUGGGUACGGAGUCGAGAGGCAACAAAUUGAUAGAUCUGAUUGAUCCAACUCAUAGUGUGGUUGAAGUUGUCAAAUCCGAUGGUGGAGAAUAUCAAACAGAGGGGGCACUACGGAUUGAUAUUUAUUCUGCUAGAGAUUUUUUGGACACACUACGCCUCGCCAGGCAGCGGUUUGCAUCGCGAAGAAUCAUUCGACAAGAAAGUGAUGCGACUUCGUACUUGCUAUGUGAGGUAUUGAUAAAGAAUAAGAAAGGCAAAUCAGGACGUCUCAAUUUGCUACUAUGUCCUUCUGGUGACGACAUUCAAACAAAAAAGAAGAGUCAAUCAUUAACAGAACAUAAUCCGUUGGCCGAACUGAUGACAAUGCUUCAAAACAAAUCAUCCCUUGAUAGUGUUUCGCGAACGACUUCUUUAACGAGAGUGCUUGCUCCUUCUAUACUUGAAACAAAACAGUCCCAUGUUUGCCUUGUCGCGGCUGUGUCACCGUCGUCAGUAGACACAGAAACUUCGUUGUCAAGUAUGAUCUCGUCGAUGGAAUACAUGAAAGAAAGCACAGCCAGCAGUACCGAAAUUACAAGUCGCAUCAAAAACAUUGAGGCAGAAAGUCAGGGAACAAAUGAUUUAAUGCUGCCAAGGCAGUGGUCAAAAGUUCAACUGAUGGAUUGGGUAAAAAGAAAGAAUCUUGUGGAUCAUUUGGUCGAGGGAAAUUUGUCGGGGAAGAUCGUAAUGAAAAUGAGUAUCCACCAAAUAAAAGAAUGUUUUUUCAGCUCUUCUGACAGCGGGGACAGAAAAGCGAAAAGGUUGUUUCGUGCACUAAGGGCCGAGAACGAUAGAGUAGCCCGGCUGAGAGUUAAAAGAAAAUUUGCUCUCCAAAUGGCUGAGAAAUAAGUUCUAGUUGUCAGUACCUACUAAAUGCACGGUAGUGAA
Pseudo-nitzschia multistriata is the source of this 2177-nucleotide messenger RNA. The record is from the annotation of a GenBank genome assembly. Lineage: Eukaryota; Bacillariophyta; Bacillariophyceae; Bacillariales; Bacillariaceae.